This is a messenger RNA of Stomoxys calcitrans (stable fly), 1440 nucleotides long. It is a transcript of the gene Uba5, whose product is annotated as ubiquitin-like modifier-activating enzyme 5. The record is from RefSeq and is a predicted model, not a curated record. The transcript has a single exon. Gene Ontology annotation, molecular function: UFM1 activating enzyme activity. Bases 101 to 1282 code for a protein of 393 amino acids. Lineage: Eukaryota; Metazoa; Arthropoda; Insecta; Diptera; Muscidae. Gene Ontology annotation, cellular component: cytosol; cytoplasm. Gene Ontology annotation, biological process: protein ufmylation.
UGACACUGUUUGGGCAACUUAGUUGUUUUUGAAGUGACACGAAGACAAAUAUUUAGUUUUAAUUUAUUUUUUCGUUAAAAACUUACUAAACUUACUAAAAAUGUCUGCCAUCGAGGAAUUACAGGCUAAAUUACUCGAACUCAAGCAGGAGCUGGAACAACAGCGCUCGGAAAAUCAACAGGCACGCCAACGUAUUGAAAUAAUGUCUGCAGAGGUUGUGGACUCAAAUCCCUAUAGUCGUUUGAUGGCUCUCCAACGCAUGGGAAUUGUAAAGGAGUACGAAAGGAUACGAGACAAGGCAGUGGCAGUGGUGGGUGUAGGUGGUGUUGGUAGUGUUACUGCUGAUAUGUUGACACGUUGUGGCGUUGGCAAGCUGAUUCUCUUCGAUUAUGACAAAGUUGAAUUGGCCAAUAUGAAUCGUUUGUUCUUCACCCCGGACCAGGCUGGUCUCUCAAAAGUAAAAGCAGCUGCCAAAACUUUGACUUUCAUUAAUCCGGAUGUUUCCAUUGAGACUCACAAUUAUAACAUAACAACGGUGGAAUCUUUUGACAAGUUUCUGGAUACCAUUGCUCAUGGUGGUUUGCAGGCAGGUCAACCUGUUGAUUUGGUUUUGAGUUGUGUGGACAACUUUGAGGCCAGAAUGGCCAUAAACACAGCAUGUAAUGAACUCUCCCUAAAUUGGUUUGAAUCUGGAGUUUCAGAAAAUGCUGUCUCUGGUCAUAUACAAUUUAUACGUCCCGGCGAAACGGCUUGUUUUGCAUGUGCUCCACCCCUGGUGGUGGCAGAGAAUAUUGACGAGAAAACUCUAAAACGUGAAGGUGUGUGCGCAGCAUCUUUACCCACCACUAUGGGCAUAACGGCAGGCAUGUUGGUGCAGAAUACUUUAAAAUAUUUGCUUAACUUUGGUGAAGUUUCCGAUUAUUUGGGUUACAAUGCCAUGAAUGAUUUCUUCCCCAAGAUGACUUUAAAACCAAAUCCACAAUGCGAUGAUAGACAUUGUUUGGUUCGACAAAAAGAGUUUGCUGCGAAACCCAAACCUGUGAAAGAAGAAGUGGUGGAGGAAAUUGACCAACAACUACAUGAUGACAACGAAUGGGGCAUUGAAUUAGUUGAUGAUUCACAGCCCAUGGAAACAACAACAAAAUCUGAAAACCCAAAUGUUUCCGAGGGUUUACGUUUAGCCUAUGAAGCACCCGCCGCUCAAGAAAUAUCGAAUGAAAAUACCGUGUCCACUGCAGAUGUGAGCUUGGAUGAGUUGAUGGCUCAAAUGAAAUCAAUGUAAUGCGCCUUUGAACAGGAGAUUUUUGUUUGUCACUUUCUUACUAUUCCAUUUUUGUAAAAAAAAAAAAUCAUUAUUUAUACAUUUUUGUGCAAUUUUCCAUAAUUUUUAAAAAUUUAUAUUUUUUUUACAAUAAACGUGUCCACAAAUUUUUAAGCUUC